Messenger RNA from Petromyzon marinus (sea lamprey), 3789 nucleotides. RefSeq names its product solute carrier family 15 member 4 (gene SLC15A4). Lineage: Eukaryota; Metazoa; Chordata; Hyperoartia; Petromyzontiformes; Petromyzontidae. Gene Ontology annotation, cellular component: membrane. Gene Ontology annotation, biological process: oligopeptide transport; transmembrane transport. The record is from RefSeq and is a predicted model, not a curated record. Gene Ontology annotation, molecular function: transmembrane transporter activity.
ACAGUCUGACGAGUUUAAAGACUCCAAAGUGCAUCAGCGGAGGAAGUUGUGGCUAGACAAAAAAAAACAUCCAAGCUGUUACCGGAGCGAGUGUUCGUGUUGUGUGCGCUGUUGUUUGGGAGGAGUUAACACCGCGCAAAUGGCCCACCGACACUCCAAUUCACGCCGAACCUGAGACACGCACAACGCAGUGGCAUACGACAAGACAGACAGACACCCGUCCCAUCGACCGCACGUUUAUUCUUGUCGAUCCGGUAUUUUUAUUUAUACAGCAACCGGCUGCUGUUUCCAUAGCCGGGGGAUUUUAUCGCCGCCUACCAAACCAACCCACGACAGCUUCAGAAAAGCAGAACCAAAAGUGGGGCACAAUGCGUGCUCGAGGGAAGUUUUAAAUAUAUAUUUCUUUUUUUUAAAUCGUCGCGUUUGUCACGAAAGUUCGCACACACUCACUCGCUCGUGUAUCCGCGUCGCCACAACAUGCAAGAGGAUCACACCACCUGUGAACUGACUUAAGGUCAUCGUACAUCCACCUCACUUGCACACGCACGGCAGGUUCAUUAACCCAUCGCUGCCGGUUCCACCGUCAGUCCGAGCGCGUCUCGCCGGCCACAAAAACUCGAGCCAACGACGUUCGUUCAAAGCACGACGGGGGUCCCACAAGUUCAGCGUCGUAGGGCGCCGUCAUGGCCAUGCGCUCGAACGAGCAGACCCCGCUGCUGACCCGUAGGCAGCAGCCGCCAGAGAGCGGCUUCGAGGGCAGGAGAAUCGCGUGCGCCGCUCUCCUCUGCGCCGAGACCCUGGAACGCAUCGCUUUCUUCGCGAUCACGGGCAACCUGGUGCUCUUCCUCAACGACUCCAUGGACUGGGACGGCGUGCAAGCCGCUCAGAACCUCUUCAUCCUCAUGGGCAUCACCUACCUGGCCUCCCCGCUGGGCGGCUGGCUGGCGGACGCCUACCUGGGCCGCAUGAAGACCGUGGUGGUCAGCCUCGUGGUCUACAUCAUCGGUGCCGUCUCGUUCCCCCUGCUGAGCGCGCCCGGUUCGAGGAGGGCCAUCUGCGGGGCGCGCGAGGGAGUCCCCAUCGUGAACUCGUCGUGUGCCGACGGCGGUUGGCGGCCGGGGUGCCCCGAGCUGCCGGCGCCCUACUGCAGCGCCGUGACCCACGCGGGCGUGGUGAUCAUGGCCCUGGGGGUGGCGUCCGUGAAAGCCAACAUCACGUCGUUCGGGGCCGAUCAGAUCAGAGACAGAGGCGCGGAGACCUUGCAGCGUUACUUCAACCUGUUUUAUUGGUGCAUCAACGUGGGGGCAAUCGUGUCUCUCGGUCUUAUUGGUUACAUCCAACAGAACGUUAGUUUCUUGAUUGGCUACAACAUGGCAAUUGGAGCGCUCUGCCUCUCGUUGCUCAUCUUCGUUGCCUGCAGCCCAAAGUACAUCACCAAACAACCCCACCCCAGCGCCUUGCCUUACAUAUGCAAGCUGAUGUGCCUCUCCUGCUUUGGCAGAAGGCGACGAAGCUCUUCUUCUGAUGUUCACAGGGAUCAGAGGAAUAAUUCAAUUCAAGAUGUACCCGAUGUGUCUGAGAACGAUGUCAAGAGCCUGGGUCGUAUAAUUCUGGUGUUUACAGCCAUGAUACCCUACUGGAUGGUAUACUUCCAGAUGCAGACAACCUACCAGUUGCAGAGCCUCCAUUUGCAGAUCCCAAAAAUCUUCAAUACCAGCUCUUCUGGCAACUGCUCGAGUUCACCAUCGCACGUGUUCCCCACCGCGUGGUUCACGCUGUUUGACGCGCUGCUGCUGCUGGCGUUCAUCCCAGUGGCGGACCGCGUGGUGUUUGUGUGGCUCGCACGCCGGGGAUUUCGCCCCUCUCCUGUCCUCCGUAUGGCUGUUGGCAUGAUCUUUAGCCUCAGUUCUGCUGUGGCUGCAGGUCUGUUGGAGUCGGAGAGGCUAAACCGUGUGUAUCGCAAAGAGGUGGUGAAACAGUGUAUCGGUCAUUCUGAGUACGAGGCGGCCAGACUGACCGUCUGGUGGCAGCUGCCCCAGUUCCUGUUGGUGGGACUCAGCGAGCUGCUCACCAGCAUUGGGGGUUUGGAAUUUGCGUAUUCCGCGGCUCCGAAGCACAUGCAGAGUGCCGUGAUGGGGCUGUUCUUCUUCUUCUCUGGGAUCGGCUCGUUCAUGGGCUCCGGCCUUCUCAGCUUGGUGUCGCUGCCGUCCAUUGGCUGGAUGGACAGCCACAAGGAUUCUGGUAGCAUCAAUCACUGCCACUUGGACUUCUACUUUUUCUUGCUGGCUGGCAUCCAAAGUGUGACGCUGGUCAUCUUCGUCUGCAUGAAGUCCUGGCACACAAGCCCUGGAAAUCCCUGCGUUGCGGAUGUCAGCCAAUGAGGAAUCAUGAACACAAACAUCAAUCACACCACUUGAUCCUGCUGGUCUCAGCUAAUCAUGUUCGGAUCUAUUUGCAAUUUAAAUUCCUUAUAAAUGCUGUUUUUGUGUUAUUGAAAGUAUACGAGAUAAAACAUGUGUGAAAGGUUAAUGAAAUAACGCAGUAUUGCGCAUUUUCAUUGUUAGGGAUAACUUGUGUUGCAUCAUUAUGGGUACGUGUUUUUUGCGGGAAUUUUUUUUUGGCAUAGAUGAACAACAAUAAUCCGCAUAAUUGUAUUGAGACCCGGUUUCACUAACUUUUCUUUUUCAUACAGAGUAGCUUGGCAAUGAACCCUUGAUCAAUAAUUUAAGAGCAGAACUGGACUAUCAGUAAUUGUAUUAACUAGUUUGAAGUAAAUUGUGUCAUUUCAUUGAGGCGUAUUCCUAUCGUUAAUCAUUGUAUGACGGGGCAUUUUUUUAUUUAUAGUACUACACAAAUAUGAACAGAUUCCUGAAAAUGCUAUAAUUUCAAUCACACAUAUGCAACGGCAUCGUUUAUAUUACCAACGUUUAAGACUAUUGUGUGUGUUAUAGGGCAAUUCUAUAAUGGUGCCUGUGUACAAGGGCCAUUGUUAAUGUGAAACGCGUUUUUAUAGCUGGGCGUAGCGGCUUUACACUCCCGUGAUGAAUGCAGCACCAUGGCCUGGCUUGACAGGAGAAGGCAAUUCAGCAAGUGGAAUAAUCGCCAUAUCUUUCCAUGUGUACGGGGAUAUAGCGUUGCCCCCUUGCAUGUGUGUUUUUCCGGGUGUGCUAUGGCUUCCUUCCACAUCCUUAACUCAUUAAUUUGCUGAAAACAUCUUAAAAUUAAACAAUCCAAUGCGGGACCCUCCUGAAAAAGAAAAGCCUCAUGACUCAGCGUGGCUCUCCUGGUUAAGUACGUGAAGUAAAAUAAACAAGAAUAAGGAGUUGGAAUUAUACGUACGAAAGUGAAGCUGUGGUGGUGGGGGAAGCAGUGGCAUGUUGCUUAACGCACUGCUCUGCUAACCCGUUGACCUGACUUCAAAACUGAUCAGCAGGUUUUAUUUCAACUAAAAUAUGAGGUUUUGAACCACGUGGCAAGGUCAACACGCUUACAACGGUGUGUUGUUUUGCAAACCUAAAGGUGGGACUUUUGUUGAAAAACUCAUGUGGUUGUUAUGCCCUUGUCACAAGGUGACCAAGGGAAGUGGAACACAUCUCUUAAGUGUAACCUUGAGUAAUCUGUAACGACUUAGAGAACAGUUUUGUCGCUGUUGAAUGCCAAACUAAUAUGCAAACAUUGUAACAUUUUGAUCAUGUAUUAUCACUGCUGUUUAAAUUUUUUAUAUAUUUUUUAAGGCUUGUGAUGUAUUUCAUGUUUUUUAUUUCAUGAAUAAAAUAUUUUUUAUCCUGA